UACACCUUAGCACAGGGCCCCUACUACCACCGACUGAUAUAAAAGGACGUUGUUUCGGGAGUAGAUCAAUCACUCUACAGACGACAGGAAGGAAAGACACUCCUCAUCGGAUCCAACUAAAGACAUCAUGAAGGGACUAUUACUCGUCUGCUGUCUGACAGCUGCUGCCUUCGCACAGGAAAAAAAGAACGAAGGAAACACUCGUUUCUUUGGAGGAUUAAACCCAGGAUUUGGUGGUGUUAAUCCAGGACUUGGAGGUGGCUUUGGAGGUGGUUUUGGAGGUGGAAUCAACCCAGGCUUUGGAGGAGGAUUCGGAGGAGUUUCCAAUACCUGCAGACGUUGGUGCCGAACUCCCGAGGGACAGGCAUACUGCUGCGAGAGCAACAAUGAACCUGACACCCUUCCCUUCGUGAAGCCAGGUGUAUGCCCUCCCGUUCGCCCUCAGUGCCCACCCGUCAGGAACUUCGCCCCUCCACAGACAUGCUCCAACGAUAGCAAGUGCGGAGGCGUCGACAAGUGCUGCUACGACAGGUGUCUUGAGGAGCACGUGUGCAAACCCCCUGUUGGGUCUUCUGGCUUCGGUGGAUUUGGUUUUGGAAGAUAAUUUCUCGCCUCAGUUGGAAGUCUUAUCAUUGCCAAUUUUAUUGCAGUCAGUUAUAUUACAAUCUAUUAUUUCGAAUGCAUGUAUGCCAAAGAUAUCAGUAAAUACAUUUCAACACAUUUAA
This is a messenger RNA of Macrobrachium nipponense, 725 nucleotides long. RefSeq names its product small cysteine and glycine repeat-containing protein 2-like. The record is from RefSeq and is a predicted model, not a curated record. NCBI's taxonomy places the organism in Eukaryota, Metazoa, Arthropoda, Malacostraca, Decapoda, Palaemonidae. Gene Ontology annotation, molecular function: peptidase inhibitor activity. Bases 128 to 604 code for a protein of 158 amino acids. The transcript has 2 exons. Gene Ontology annotation, cellular component: extracellular region.